Molecule: messenger RNA, 1694 nt
Organism: Paralichthys olivaceus (Japanese flounder)
Lineage: Eukaryota; Metazoa; Chordata; Actinopteri; Pleuronectiformes; Paralichthyidae
Source: RefSeq, a predicted model, not a curated record
AUGUCUGAACACAAGAGUGCAGCCGGCAGUGACGGGACCCUUCAGGCCAAGCAGCGCCAUGACAUCACUCUGCAGUGGGAUCGCCCGGUACUGGACCUGUUGGCAGGCGGGUAUAAUAUGCAUUAUGGAGCACGCUCCAUCAAGCAUGAGGUUGAGCGGCGGGUCGUCAACCAGUUAGCCGCAGCGUACGAGCAGGAGCUGCUGCCAAAGGGCUGCACGCUGCGUCUGUCCGUCCAAUCAGAGGGCGAGGAGGAGCAGAGCUCUCCGAGUCUGCGGCUCGAGGUGGUGGGAGAGGACAGCUCGUCGAGAACGCUGGACAUCCGUCCACCGCUCAGCCCCGAACACUGACAAAGAGCUAACAACACUAAGGAUCUACACAGAUAUGUAUGCACACAUGUACACCUACCACACAUAUCAUCUUCAUCGUCAUGGUGAUGCGGUGUCAGGAUGGAAGAUUCAUGAUGGAUGUUACCAAUAAAAGUACCUCUGAUAAAUACAGCACCAAUGCCUCUGUUUCAGUCACACAUGCAGUAACUUCAUGCCAAUUUGUCCACAACCUGCAGUCCAGGAUCUGCCAACAGGAAAUCAACUAAUCCUCUGCUAACGUUAAUGGAACAACCAGCCUUCAAAGCAGCUGGAGUUGAGAUUAAGAACCAUGCUGACAUUUGAUAUAAAACUUACGCCCGAGCCACGCUGCACGUGUGAGCAGAACGUCUUGCUUUUCAGUUGGCGCCCAUGAUAUCAAGUUAGAGCGGCCACACUCUUCCAGAGAGUCAGUCUUGCCUAUUUUCUCUGCAGGCCGCACGCAGUUCAAAAAAAGAUAGACAGUAAAAAUGAUCAUGCACCCAGUGUGACCCGGGCGUUAAGCACUGACUGUGAAAUGUAGAUGUGUCAUUGUUGUAGCAUAGAAGCUUCAGUGUGUCUGUGCAGCCUCGUCUUCAUCAGACAAACUUAUCAUCUGUGGGUUGAAGUCAUCGUAUAAACUAAUAGGAACUUACUCUUACUCUGUUGAGUAGAACACUAACACAGGCAAAGUAUUUAUUGAAGAUAUUAUAUAUUGUAUAUUUAAGUUAAGGCGAGGAACAGUGGUAGAUGUGACACUGAGAAGAUAAACGAAGAUUCAGGGAUCUAUUAGAGCUUUUGCAUGCGUUUGCAGAGAUGAAGAAUAGAAUAGAACGUGUAAAAGAAAGAAGUUGUUUAUUCCAUGAGGCCAUCAUUUUAAAAAUAAAUAAAUAACAGCCAAUUUCUCCUGGGAAGGAAAAUGAAGCAUCAAUGACCAAAGAUAGUUUGACAUUGCCUCUGUUUGUCACUUUAAUGCACGUCUCACAUGUGGAGAAACCCUCACCAACAUUUACAAUUAUAAAUAUAUGUUUAGAAAAAACAGCCUGCUUAUUCAUUUUAGUAAAUAAUGUGUUAGUGGAGGAAAAACGUGUAUCAGUCACUUUGAGUUAUGGAUAAUAAAACCUCCUGGUGAAUAGUUUCUGUUGAUGCAUGUUAAAGUAAAGAAGCGUCGUCUGUCACGGCGGCGCUCUGGUGCUGUACAGUGUGUCUCUUUGUGACAUUAAGAGAAAUUUAGAGUCGUAAAGAAACAAUAAGUGUUGUAUCAUAAAUGUUUGAACGGCAUGUCGACAAGGCGCCAAUGGUAGUCGAGCAACAUCCCUCAUUGUUGUUUCCACUGUGUAAAUAAAGUCGUC